Messenger RNA from Taeniopygia guttata (zebra finch), 546 nucleotides. RefSeq names its product mitochondrial ribosomal protein S21 (gene MRPS21). NCBI's taxonomy places the organism in Eukaryota, Metazoa, Chordata, Aves, Passeriformes, Estrildidae. Gene Ontology annotation, biological process: translation. The record is from RefSeq and is a predicted model, not a curated record. Gene Ontology annotation, cellular component: ribosome. Gene Ontology annotation, molecular function: structural constituent of ribosome.
UGGGGAGAGCAGCGGCACCGGGAGCCGGGCGGGAGCACGACACCGUUCGUGGGGCGGCGGGUCCCUGCGGGUUCCCUUGGGAAGAACCGAGCCCUCCGUGUCCCCCGGGAGAGGGGCGGGAGGGACCGGCCCGUGUCCGUACCCGCGGUUCGCUGCCGUGUCCGGGGCGGGGGGAGGAGGGACGGGCUCCGGCGAGCCCCGGGCUGCCCGGUCCCAGCCGGUCCGUCCCGCAGCAGCGCGGCCAUGGCCAACCACCUGCGCUUCGUGGGCCGCACGGUGAUGGUGCAGAACGGAAACGUGGAGGCGGCGUACGGCGUCCUGAACCGGAUCCUGGCGCAGGACGGCGUGGCCGAGGCGGUGCGGCGCUCCCGUUACUACGAGCAGCCGAGCCGGGCGCGGCGGCGGCGGGCGUUCGAGGCGUGCCGGCGGGUGUACUGCGCCGAGAUGGCGCGCAGGAUCGCCUUCCUGGCGCGGAGCGCCCGCCAGGACCCGUGGCCGGGCUGCUGAGGAGCGGCGGGCCCCAAUAAAGACUCUCGCUCCCGUUAA